GUUGCAGUUGCUCUGGUUUUGCAUUACAGCAGAUUAGAGGGGGCGGAGGAGACCUUUAAGUGUGCGCUCUGCCUGCUGCAGACUCUCAAAGAAGCGCUCAUUUGAGGAGUCAAACAGGAGAACUACUGACAUUGGAUGUGGACUAUAAAACGCUUUCAUCGGGAUUUUUGCAUUCUUGUGUGCAGCAAGGUGUGUUUCAUGGUUCAAGGGUAGCACCCUUUCUCCGUGCAGCUGAAGCCCCACACCCCGGUGCAUGAUGUGUGCCUGCAGCGCUGCAUACCUGUGGAGGUGGUUGCUGGAGGUUCUGUUGUUUCUGGCCGCUGUGGUGCCGUCCAGCGCCGACUGCCCCAAAUCCUGCGUCUGCUACGUUCCCACCGAAGUGCACUGCACCUUCAGAUACCUGACCGCAAUACCUGACCACAUCCAGCCAGCUGUGGAAAGAAUUAACCUCGGGUACAACAGUAUCACCGUCUUGAGAGAAAAUGAUCUUUCAGGGCUCGAGAACUUGGAGCUGUUGAUGCUUCAUAGCAACACUAUACACAGUAUUGAAGACAGAGCCUUUCAAGACCUCAAGUCACUACAGGUCUUGAAGAUGUCAUUCAACAAAGUAAAGGAAAUCAACAAAGAGACAUUCAAAGGCCUGAACAGUCUGCUGAGACUCCACAUAGACCACAACCACAUUGAGUUUAUUAGUCCAGAGGCUUUCUACGGCCUGACCAACUUACAGUUGGUCCAUCUGGAGGGUAACCACCUCCAGCAACUCCACCCAGACACAUUCAUCACGCUGAGACACAGCCAGGUUUUCAAGGUAUCCUCUAUAAGAAGCAUCCACCUGUCAGAAAACCUCCUGACAAGUCUGCCAGCAGACAUUUUCUCAGGCUGCAGUCAGUUAGAGAACCUCUUCCUCCAUGGCAACCCCUGGACAUGUGACUGCCAUAUGACGUGGUUCUCAGUGUGGGCGCAGACAAACACAGGUGUGCUGAAAUGCAAGCGAGACAGGAGAUAUCCGAGGGGCCAGCUGUGUCCUGUUUGUGAAAAUCCAGCCCCUUACCACAACAGACCUCUGUCCCUUCUCCAUGGUGAUUCUCUUACUUGUACCAAACCCUGGAUCCAACCAUAUCUAAAGCAGAAAAACAUCAGCUUAGAUCAGGGAGAUUUCACUCCAGUUUCCCCCAAGGACUUCAUCGCCCCAUUAGGCUCCAUACAAAUGAACCUGACCGAUCAGUUUCACAAUGAUGCCAGCCUGUCCUGCACCGUCCAAAGGCCCACAGCUUUCAAGAACCUGAGGCAAACUGUGGAGGUGGAGGAGGGAAACAAUGUGACUGUGCUUACCACUGACAUAACUACUUAUUUGGUGUGUAACAUUAACUAUGAACACAUCCAGCAGCUCUGGCAGAUAUUGGCCUCCUACAGUGACUCUCCUAUGAGGCUAGAGCGAGGUUUAAUGCUGGGCAGAAGCCCAGAAAUGGUAUACAGGUAUAGUCAGAUAAAAACAAAGGACAAAGAGGAAGGAUUUGAUACAAACAUUGAAGCUGACAUUAAAGCCUCCCCUCCAUGGUUAAUGCAGGGAGAGGUCAGCUUCCAGCUUGACCGCGCUACUACCACCUUCUCAACUCUUCACAUUAAGUAUCAGUCUGAGGUCAACCUACGUGUGGACGACAGAUCACCUAAAAAGGACCGCUACUCGUGGACAAUGAUAAAGCGGGAUAAUCACACCAAGACUGAGUACACUGUACUCACAGGUGGUGUGGCACAGUUAACAUGUCAAAUCCGGGGUGAACCAAAGCCUUUGUUGGAGUGGAUUUUACCAGAUGGAAGUAAAGUCAGAGCUCCAUUUUCCAGUGACGACAGGAGGAUCAUAAUCACUGCUGAAGGGAAGCUCACUGUUCGCGGUGCCGAUACUUCCGACACAGGCCUCUACUGGUGCAUUGCCACAAACUACCUGGAUGCAGAUAUCCUGGUUUUUCGAGUGACAGUUCUGUCCCACGAUGUGGAAGAGGCUGAGGUCAAUGGGGUCCAGCUCUCAAGGCCACUGGGUGAAAAGCUAGUUUUAGAUUGUAGUUCCUCAGGGAGUCCUGAGGCCUUGGUAUCAUGGGUUCUCCCUGACCACUCAGUACUGUACAAGUCCCAAAAUAACAGAAAGGUGUACAAGAAUGGAACGCUGCUGAUUCAGGGUCUCACAGAAAGGGAUCGGGGAUUUUAUAGAUGUUUGGUUGCAAAUCACCUGGGAUUUGACCUGCUUGUGUCUCAAGUGACAGUGACUGAAGGACGGCCUGAGCCUGCUUUAACAGCUUUGGACAGUGAGGGAUCAGGGAUGGCAAUGGAGGUCAAGAUGGAUUCUAAUUUGACAGGAAACACAGUCAACCUCAAUGAGAUCCCACCCCCCAAUCAAGCUGACAGAAACAGUCAGGAAUCCAGGACCAUCACCUCAGAUCGACCUUACCCCAGACACAGAUCACAGGGCAGAGGAGGCUCUGGAGCUAGACUGGGACAGAGAAGGAGGGGGCCAGUCCGCAACAGACACAUCUGGAGUAGUAGGAUCUUUGAUAAAGCUUCCAGGAAAGUAGACCCUCAGAAAUUUGCUGAACUUAUGAAAAAGGCUCAACAUGGAUCAAGAAAGACUGGGACAGAGGAUGAGAGGGGAAAAUAUGAAGACUCACACACUGUUUUUUCUGGUGAUGAUGACAUUGGCUCUGGCGAGAUUCAUAAUGAAGACCAUCUCAUUGCUGUCCCAAGGAUAGUCAAACCAACUACAGAGAAUCCAAACAGAAUAUAUGGCAAAGAGGGGCAAACUGAAACAACAGCAACUACACAGACAGAUGAGAGUGUUGACAUGGAAAAUACAUUCAGUAAUCAUAUUGAUUUUAAUAGUGUAGCAGAACAUGAAAACUUACACAUACCAGAGUCAUAUAUGCAGUCAGACGCUACACCAAUUAGGUCCGCAUUCACACACGUUCCAAAUUUUGUUGAAACAACAGAGAUUUAUGCCCUGGAAAGAACAAGCAAACCUCCCUCAAAUGUCCAACCAGUCACGCUUCAACUUACUGUGACAGACACUUCACAAGAAACCCAACUCCAGUUUUCAGGAGAACCACCUGGAGAGCCAGAGACAUCCACAGGGGCGGCACUUUCAUUCACUACAGACCCUAAUGUUACUCCAAUGAGGGAUGGUGCAGGUCCCGUGGAGGUGUUUGUACACACAGACCCUGAAAGUCAAACCACAUUCACAGCAGUCACCACCACAGAGAGACAGCAAGAUGAGAUCACGUUUCACACAACCCAGACUAUAAAAUCCCCACGCCUGCCAGCAGGAUCCACCAUCGUCUCCCAGCAUCAGAUCCAUAUCAUCCCACGGAAGAACAACAGAGGAGGGGCUGGCAGGAGGAUUAUUCCAGGCCACAGGAGGAUCAUUAAACCCAACAGAAUCACUGACAUACAGUCCUUCAUCAAUAAACUUAAAAAGCCCACUGUGAAGAAAGAAGGGAAUGCCACUGUGCCAUAUAGAAUUGAAUUGACUACAGACUGUAACACUGAUGAAGACAGAAAAAAGACCGUGAUUGCUGACCUCCAGGUGGUCACACCAACAGCGUCUUCCAGUCCAUCUUUACACAAAACAAAUAGACCUGCUUCUACGCAAAAAACUACAGCUUCUACCACAAACAAUUACAUUACCUCAAAUGCUCCAGGCACCCAUACUGAGUCCAGGUCAGAGGUUUACACUGAGUACGUAACGUCUGCUGAUGCUCCUGAGUUUGAUCCUACAACUGAUCCAUUUUUGAUCCCCAAAAAACCCCCAUCAAUCUCCACUACAACACCUACUACAACCCCUUCUAAGGUUAUUCGUGGACGAAUUCCGUGGAACAGGCUGUUUGGAAGCAGAGAAAGGGAAAGGAUCCUGGGCAGACUAAGAAGACCUUUCUCCACCCUAAAAACAUCAACUACAGCUGAAAUGACAACAGUGAUCCUAACCACAACCCCUGCUUCUGUGCCCACCACCAUAGCAAAUUCUUUGGCUGAACCUGAGACUCUGUCACCAUCCAGACCCACACACAGCAGAGAGAGCUCAUUAGAUGAUGACUAUGGAGAUUCAUCCUCUGCAGAUUUUGAGUUCACAACAGUGAGACCCAGCUUUCACCAUAUAACAACUACAAGUGCAUCUGAUUACUCCAGCUCUUCCACCACUGCUGAAACACCACCAGAAUUACAGACUCUGCCCUCCCCACCAACUGUCAAACCAUAUUCAGCUGAAAAUCCUGAUGAAGCCUUAUCAUCUGGGUCAGGGGGACUACCUGAUAGUUUGCUUGUUAUCAGACAGCGGCCUGGUGGGACAAGGAGGUGGCAAGGGCGAAGAAGGAGACCUUUUCGAGGCAGGAGACCCUUCAGAAAACCUGUAAUCACUACUACGACUGAGGCUUCAACUACAGAGUUAACAACUGUGGAAACUACAAUGGAGGCAACCACAAAACUUGAACAUGCUGUUUCUCUCUACAACCCCCUGUACACACCGUCUAGGAAAGAAGACAGAACUGCAGUAGCUGUUUCUGUUGAUGAAAUGUCAAAGGAGGAGAGUGAAUUAUACGAGGAAUUUGACGGGACAUCUAGUAGUUCAUCAACUUAUGCUACCAGCAAGACACCUUUGAUUAUUUCAACCACAUAUAACCCGACCACAACAUUGAUGCCAGUUUCUACAAAAGGGGCAUACACAACAGUUCAGACCAGAGUCCACAGCAACAUCAGACCACCAACACAGAGGAACAAUGGAGACACCAAUCACAGGCCACCAUUAGGGAGAAUCAGGCCUACUGUGCCAAGCAGUAGUGUUGCCAGAGGCAGUGCAGAUAAAGGCCAUAUCUUUGACACAAUGACUAUUCUUACGGCUGAGCGGGGUUAUCAUCCCAGCACCCCCGCUCCACACAACAAGGACAUACAUAAUGCAAUUUCUACUGUUUACAAUCAGGUCACAGGCUAUGAAAGUACAAUUACCAAUACUGCUGGCUUUGAACCCACUACAAAGGCCAUGACAAACAAACCUAAGAUACUGGGGGGAAAUGCAGCCAGCUUUACAGUUUUGUCCAACUCAGAUGCUUUCCUGCCAUGUGAGGCUGUCGGAAACCCGCAGCCAGUGAUAACUUGGAAGCGCUUCUCUUCAAGCACAGGCAACACUAUUACCAUUAAAGGAAGAAUGGGCAAGUUUGAGGUGUUGGGCAAUGGGACGCUGUCUGUCCAGAAUGCUAAUAUUAAGGACCGUGGCCAGUACCUCUGUCUCGCUGAGAAUGAUCAUGGAUCAGAUAAACUUCUUGUCACCCUCUCUGUGGUGGCCUAUCCAUCACGCAUUCUGGAGCCUAAAAUGCGUGAGAUAAAAUCUCAUACAGGAAACAAAGUGGAGAUGAAAUGUAAGACAGAGGGCCGACCCAUACCCACGAUAUCUUGGAUCUUGGCCAACCGGACCCAAGUCAGGGGUCAAAACACAGAGAAGGGAAGGGUAUCAGUGUCUGCUGAGGGCACUCUGGUUAUUGAGGAUGUGUCUGUUUAUGACAGAGGUCAUUACAAAUGCAUUGCCAGUAAUCCAGCUGGAGCUGAUACUGCUACAGUCCGACUGCAGGUGGUUGCAGCUCCACCAGGCAUCAUCGAGGAGAAACGGAAGCAGCUCAAAGCCAGCCGGAGCCAAACCUUGUGGCUGCCCUGCACUGGUUAUGGCACCCCCCAGCCUACUAUUCACUGGGUCCUCCAUGAUGGGUCAGUGGUACGAUCUGACAAGCCUGCCAGUGACACAAGGAUAUUAAUGUACGAGAAUGGGACGCUUCGCAUUCGGGAUGUAACUCCGGCACAGAGUGGAAAAUAUGAAUGUAUUGCUACCAGCUCUACUGGCUCAGAGCGCAGGGUGGUGACUCUGACAGUGGAGACUCAAAAGUCUGCACCUCAGAUAGUAGAAACAUCCCAGCGCUUAACCGAGCUGUCCUUUGGGGAUCAGCUGAGGCUAAACUGUGCUGCAACGGGAGACCCUAAACCUAGGAUCAUGUGGAGGCUGCCUUCUAAAGCUGUAGUUGACCAUUGGCACAGGAUGGGCAGCAGAAUUCAGGUCCUGGAAAAUGGCACUCUUAUCGUUAACACUUUGACUGAUAAAGAUGCUGGAGACUAUCUCUGUGUGGCACGAAGCAAGAUUGGUGAUGAUCUCCAGCUCAUGAGGGUCAGUAUAUCAAUGAAGCCAGCCAAGAUAGAGACUAAGUUCUACAGUAAGAAGCAGGUACCGUAUGGCAACGACUUGAAGGUGGACUGUAAAGCCUCAGGAGCUCCAAAGCCAGAGAUCUCCUGGGGUCUACCUGACGGUACAGUGGUCAACAGCGCUCUGCAGUCUGACGCUACUGGGAGGAGUGGAGGAGGACGAACACGUCGCUAUACUCUCUUUGACAAUGGAACCCUUUAUCUGAAUCAGGUGGGCAUGUCAGAGGAAGGGGACUACACCUGCUAUGCUGAGAACCAGGUGGGAAAGGAUGAAAUGCAUGUACAUAUCACUGUGGUGACAGCGGCACCCAGGAUACAUCCACCCAGCCAGACCUACGCCAGGGUGAAGCCGGGAGGGAACAUCCGGUUUGACUGCGAAGCACAUGGGGAGCCCAAACCUAAGAUCCUGUGGAUGCUUCCCACCAAUGAUGUAAUAGCAGCAUCAAAUGAACGCUACUUAAUGCAUGUCAAUGGUUCUCUGGAUAUCAGGGAUGUGAAGCUAGUUGAUGCAGGGGAGUAUGUUUGUGUGGCUCGCAACCCUGGUGGAGAAAACAGAGAAAUUUACAAGCUUGACAUAGAUGGGAAUCCACCAGUGAUCAAUGGCUACCGGCAGAACAGGACUGUAAUCAAAGAUGUAGCCAGUAAGUUCUCCAGGAAACUUAUAGACUGUAAAGCUGAGGGUGAGCCCACUCCUACUAUCACUUGGAUUAUGCCUGAUAACAUCUUUCUGAAAGCACCAUACUUUGGCAGCAGGAUAAAUGUCCACCAUAACGGGACGCUAGAGAUUCGGAACGUGCGACCUACUGAUACAGCAGAGUUCAUUUGCAUGGCAAGAAACGAUGGAGGAGAGGCCGUAAUGGUGGUGCAGCUGGAGGUCACCAGUUUGCUAAAAAGGCCAAUCUUCAAGAACCCCUUCAAUGAACGUGUUGUUGCUCGGUUUGGCAAAACCACAGUUCUGAAUUGUUCUGCUGAUGGGCACCCAACGCCAGAGAUCAUUUGGACUUUACCUAAUGGAACACGGUUUACUGGUGGGUCACACCGUGGCACUCGCCACCACCUAGGCAAUGAUGGAACUUUAGUCAUCUACAACCCUCGCAAAGAAGAUGCUGGAAAGUAUCGCUGUGGUGCCAAGAAUUUCAUGGGCUACAUAGAGAAGCUAAUCAUUUUGGAUAUUGGGCAGAAGCCAUACAUUCUAACAAGGCCAAGGGGCAUCAUACGCAGUGUGUCUGGGGAACCCCUCUUGCUUCACUGUCUAUCUGAUGGGAGUCCCAGACCCAGAAUCUACUGGACCAUUCCUGGUGGUCACACUCUUACUCGACCUCAAGUCCUUGGCCGCUACAAAUUGCUAGAAAAUGGUACUCUAAUUGUUCAGGACACUACUCUCCAUGACCAAGGAAACUACAUCUGCAGGGCUCGCAACGAUGCUGGAGAGGCGGGACUCACUGUUCCUGUUGUUAUUAUUGCUUACCCUCCAAGGAUCACAACAGGACCACCACCCAGUGUGAGGGCAGUGACUGGGACAUCUUUUCAACUCAACUGUGCUGCCACUGGGAUCCCCAAGCCAGACAUCAUUUGGGAGCUUCCCGAUCAUUCAGUUCUGUCAGCAGCACAACAGGGACGGCGUACAGGUAGCGAGCUGCUCCACCCCCAGGGCACACUCAUCAUUCAGAGACCCAAACCCUCAGAUUCUGGAACAUACAAAUGCCUGGCCAAAAACCACCUAGGUACAGACUCAAAGGUCACAUAUGUACUUGUACAGUGAACAGAAACAUAACUGAGUAAGGACAGUAUAUCCAAAUGUCAACAUUAACAGACAGUUGCCAUACCAUGUGUCUGCAAUGUACAGUACUUGUCUUCUCGUGUGGAUUUGUGAGGAUCACAGCUGGUAGAAUGUUAUUAAAAAGAAGCCACAGAAGUGAAUUCCGAAAAUAAACUGAGCACAAGAAGAAAAUGGACACAGACAUUUUAAAGGGGAAAAAAAAAUAUUUUUUUUAAACUGGAAAACCCAGUCUGGGGCUACAGAGUUGUUAUUGUAACUUUGGGACUGGGGGUCUGGAAAUUCAUAGGUGGUUCUCAUUUGAGGUGGGUCUCAUGGGAGCGAAAAGCCAAGCCUAAAGUGAUUUCUCUCACCAGGCAUUGGGCGUAGUAUCACAGGCAAAGAUACUAUUACAGUGCAAAGACCCCUCAGAGGGCUUUAAUGCCGUUCAGACAUUCGCCAGAGGUUGUUGCUGUUGUGACACGUUGCUUUGUCCCUUGACAGCAAAUGAAAAAGACAACAGGUAAAGUGCAUUAUGAAUGAUCUUUCAAGGUCAAUUUAUUGAUUUUGACAGUGGACAAAGGUAGGUUUGUUCAAAAUAUAUAUGAGGGUUGUUUUACACUGGACACAUAUCUGCAUGAAAAGGACAGUGCUUUCAUACCAGAAUCACUUUUCACACAUUUCUUUCUUAUACUUUUAAAAUGAUUUUGAUGACAGUUUAAAGCAGAUUCAUUCAUGUCUAUUUGCAGCGCAAUAAAAAAAUAUACAAAUAUUCACUAAUAAUCUAUUGUGUUGUACACAAGAAUUUACAGUAAUGUUAUACAUUAUGCUAAUCUGUAAUAAUACAGUAUAUUAUAUCUAUUUGUAGUAUCUACUUUAUUAAAGUAUGGGAUAAAAAUGAAAUAAAAAUUUAAACAUG
Molecule: messenger RNA, 8897 nt
Organism: Amphiprion ocellaris (clown anemonefish)
Lineage: Eukaryota; Metazoa; Chordata; Actinopteri; Pomacentridae
Gene: igsf10
Product: immunoglobulin superfamily, member 10
Exons: 10
Coding region: 254-7984 (2576 amino acids)
Molecular function (GO): protein binding
Source: RefSeq, a predicted model, not a curated record